UUGUGGAGAUAUUCAGACAAAUCCCCAAAGGCCGUGCCUGCAGUGCUGACAGCCUCGAGGAGUUACUCAAACAAUAUCGGGUAUUAUAGUAAUAAUACUCUUUAUUUUUAUGCUUGAUGAGAGCCAUCGCUAGCAAAACGGAGCACAGCAGGCGUACAGGUUUCAUGUUUUUUUUUUUUUUUUUUUUUCUUUCGUGUUUUACUUCACUAUCUUUUCGGGCUCUCAUGGUUUCAUUUCGUUUACUCUUGCCAUCUGACAUGUAUGAUUCUCGAAGGCGUUGGUAUGUUUCCUUGUUUCAGCUGCGUUUUGUUUCAGAUCUUCAAAGACUUGGUUAUGACAGGGAUUCACGGUGUAGAUAGAUGUGAUUGGAUAUACAAGUACUAUGAACAUCAUUUGAU
Molecule: messenger RNA, 398 nt
Organism: Aspergillus ruber CBS 135680
Lineage: Eukaryota; Fungi; Ascomycota; Eurotiomycetes; Eurotiales; Aspergillaceae
Exons: 2
Coding region: 117-359 (80 amino acids)
Source: RefSeq, a predicted model, not a curated record